AUGCUGAUGAUGAAAGUUUGCAGGUCCCAGAACAAUGUUUACACUGUUAGAGAGAUCAUUGAACAAGAAAUUAUUGGUAUGUGUAACAAAGGUAAUGUAAUAAUUGGCGAUCAAAUUAACAAGGAUAGUCUAAAAGGCUAUCGACCUAUUUUGGAUGCCAUGAAGUCUUUUGUAAAGAACGCAGACACAAAGCUGAGAGGUUCCUUCAUUGAUAUAGAGGAUUUGAUGGGCUGUCCCAAGGUAAAGAGACCUUGUGUUCGGAGCUCCUUGAGUGACAUUGCAUCUUCCACUCGUCCAGCAGAGGGCACCACCAGCAUGCUUUUCUCAAAGGAUAGUCGCAAAUGGUAUCAGCCCACUGAACUACCUCAGCUCUAUCAAUUAAUGCAGGAGCACUCACAUGAAGCUGUCAAACUUGUAAAUGGAGAUACUGCAAAAGGAGUUUACAAGAAAGAUGGACCUUAUCAAGUUCUCAUUGAUGUGAAAGGAAUCCCUGAUCUUUACGAGGUUACUAUGGGACCUAAUGGCUUAAAGGUGUUUUCCAAUGUUACCCUGAGUUCACUCAUCAACUGCCUGAAACAGUAUUCUGUCCAAUCACCAUCCUACAACAUUAUAGCUCGUCAUUUGCUCAAGGUUGCAAAUUGGCCUGUGCGAAACGCUGGUGGAUGGGCUGGAAAUUUGAUGAUGAAGUGGAAACACCGUGAAUUUGAGUCUGAUGUAUUUGUAGCCUUUGAAGUUGCUGGUGCUAAAGUGACUGUUGCAGAUAUUGCAGAAUUGAGCACUUACACCCCAGUGCAGUUUCUCAAUGUCAACAUGAAAGGAAAGGUUCUUUUAUGUGUGGAAAUUCCAAAGCUGGCAGAGUCUGAAAAGAUGAACAGCUUUAAGAUUAUGCCCCGAAUGCAGAAUGCCCAUACGUAUGUGAGUGCUGGGUUCCGGGUUCGGUUAAAAGCUUUGGAUAGUAAACAGUUGGUAGAAUCUAUCUCAAUGGUGUACACUGGAAUCAAUAGAACAUUUGUUCAUGCCCUUGCCACAGAAAAAUACCUCCAAGGCAAAGACAUUACUUCCAAUGUAACUUUGCAAGGUGCCCUGACAACACUUGACAAGGAGAUAAUUCCUGAUGAAGAUAAUCCACUGCUUGCAAGUGCAGAAUACAGGAAAUCAUUGGCACUUGGACUUUUCUAUAAGUUUUUCCUGUCUCUGUUGAGUGAAGGUGUAGUUUCACCUUGCAAUCGGAGUGCCAUAUGUACUUUGGAGCGUCCUAUAUCCACAGGAAAGCAAACGUUCAGCAGCAGACCAGAGGAAUAUCUUUUGACAAAGCCUAUGCCAAAAUUAAAUGCCCACAAGCAGACUUCUGGUGAAGCUGAGUUUAUCAACGACUUGCUGCCUCUUCCAAAUGAGUUAUUUGCAAUGUUUGUGCUGAGCACAGAAGGAAAUGCAACCAUCAACCACAUUGACAGUACGGCAGCUAUGAAUGUGCCUGGUGCUGUUGCAGUGCUUCAAGCAAGCGAUAUACCUGGAUCUAAUACAUUUAUGCCUCCACCCUAUAUGGUUGAAGAGAUUUUGAGUAGUGGCCCUGUUCUGUAUGCUGGACAGCCAAUCGCACUGUGUCUUGCAGAUUCACAGCAUCGUGCUCUGGAGGUGGUGGAAGUAGUGAAGGUCACCUACCAAGAUCAAAAACCACCAAUAGUGACCCUUGAUGAAGCUAUUGAGAAAAAAUCCUUUUAUCCAUCACCUGGAAAGGGGUUACUUGUUGGAGAUCCUGCAGGUGCUAUUUCCGAAUCUCCUUGCAAAAUUGAAGGGGAAGUUAGAGCAGGUGAACAGUACCAUUUCCACAUGGAAACACAGAUUUGUCGGUGUGUGCCUACUGAAGAUGGUUUGGAUGUUCAGGCAGCUAGCCAAUGGUUGGACUUAGCACAACAAGCCAUUGCCGGUGCCAUUGGAAUACCUGCCAUGGAUAUUAACAUCUCAGCUAAGCGUUUGGGAGGAGCUUAUGGUGGUAAAGCUACACGGGCUAAUUUAAUAGCUUGUGGUGCAGCAGUGGCUGCAUCAGUACUUCGCAGACCUGUUCGAUGCAUAAUGGACCUGAGUACCAACAUGAAAGCAGUUGGCAAACGUCAUAGUUACAUUUUCAAAUACAAGGUGGGAUUUAAUGAAGAUGGUAAACUGAAUGGUAUUAUCAUUACUUACUACUCUGACAAUGGAUGUAGCCCGAAUGACAAUGAGGUUGGAGAAUCCCUUGUAUUUUCUGAUAAUGUAUACAAGUGUAAGAACUGGCAGCUGAUCCCUGUCGCACUUAAGACAAACCGUGCAGCUCACACAUGGUGCAGAUCUCCAGGUUCAAAACCCAACAUAUUUGUCAUUGAGACCAUUCUUGAACAUGUGGCCAAAUUUCUGUCAUUGGAUCCAAUCAUUGUAAAGCAGAGGAACUUGUAUGCUCAAGGAGACAUCACACCACUGGGCUUUGACCUGCCGUACUGCAGUAUCCAGGAUCUUUACUCAAGUCAGAUAGAAAAAGUGGAUGUGGCUGGGCAACUGCAAGCCAUUAAGAAAUUCAAUGCAGAACACAGGUGGAAGAAGAAAGGACUGGCAGUGGUUCCCCUCAAAUACGGCCUGUAUUGGACUCAAAGCUAUUAUUUGUGCACUGUUUCAAUAUUUGCCAGUGAUGGUUCAGUUAUGGUUUCACAAGGUGGCAUUGAAUCUGGUCAAGGCCUUGAUACUAAGGUUGCUCAAGUGUGUGCCUAUGCGUUAGGAAUUCCGGUUGAUAACGUCUCCAUAAAACCAACCACAACAAUUAGCAGUCCGAACUCUGGUCCAACUGGUGGCAGCAUGACCAGUGAACUUAACUGUCUGGGUGUAAAAAAUUGUUGUGAGAUAUUGAGGAAGAGAAUGGACCCUGUGAAGGAUAAACUUCCGCCAGGUACUCCUUGGAAGGAGCUGGUGGCAGCCUGUUUCAAAGCCAAAGUGAAUUUGACUGCACAUGAUUGGGUGUGGCCUGAUCCACAGCCCAAAGGUGCCCCUCAGUAUAACUCAUACGGAGUGACCGUGGCAGAGGCUGAACUUGAUGUCCUGACCGGCGAGAACCAGAUUAAUCAAGUGGACAUGCUCUUUGACUGCGGUGAAAGCAUGAACCCUGCCAUUGAUAUUGGACAAAUUGAAGGUGCUUUUGUCAUGGGCAUGGGGUAUUGGCUGAUGGAGAAGGUGAUCUAUGAUCCCGACACUGGGGAGGUGCUGAAUGCAGGGACAUGGGAUUACAAACCACCAUUCAGCAAGAGCAUACCCAUUAAUUUCAACAUCGAGCUAUUAAAGAAUGCUCCCAACGCAAUGGGUGUUCUUCGUUCCAAAGCCUCUGGUGAACCUCCCCAGUGUAUGUCCUGUGUCACUUUAUUUGCCGUGAAGCGCGCUAUUGAGGCAGCACGUCAAGAUAUUGGGAAGGAUUCCUACUUUCCAUUAAGUGGACCAGCAACAGUCGAUGUAAUCCAAAUCAGCUGCCUCGUAGACUACAAACACUUUUCAAUCUAAAAGCCCAUCAUCGAUUUCAGCUGCUACAUCGAACAAAGCUAAUAAUGUGCAUUCUUCCAGAAAUUAUUUUGUCUUUACCUGUAUUGUAUAAUUCUAUACAAUAUUAACUAUAUAUCCGUACAGCCUAGUACUUUAAAAGUUUACCCUCAUUGUGUACCUUUAACACAAAUCUGCGGUAUAAACAUAAUAUUGAAUGGUU
Messenger RNA from Rhincodon typus (whale shark), 3715 nucleotides. RefSeq names its product xanthine dehydrogenase-like. The transcript is spliced from 26 exons. The record is from RefSeq and is a predicted model, not a curated record. Lineage: Eukaryota; Metazoa; Chordata; Chondrichthyes; Orectolobiformes; Rhincodontidae. Gene Ontology annotation, molecular function: oxidoreductase activity; FAD binding; iron ion binding. Bases 1 to 3516 code for a protein of 1171 amino acids.